UUCAGGCAAGCCUUAGCCUGCCGGGGUCACCGUUCAAUCUCCGUCGAAGCAGCCGCGGUAGCCACCAAUUUACGAUCAGAAACGGCCGCGGACGUUUCGUACCGCCAGGCGGUGACCGGAAACCGUUGGUACUGUCGACGUUCCUCGACGCCCAGGAACACCUGCCGUACGCGGACGACUCGAACGCGGUCACGCCGAUGUCCGAGGAGAACGGGACGAUCGUCGUCGCGCCGUACUACACGAAUCUGGGAUCCAGGCACUCGUCGUACACGUCGCACGCUUCGCGGGUGUCGUACACGUCGCACGGCGAUCUGAUCGGCGGCAUUGCGAACGCGAAGCCGAUGACCAAGGAGAGCCAGCUGAGGAUCCGAUCGUCCAGGCCGCCGUCCGUGAACGGCCACUUCACGGAUUCCAAUCAAAAGUACCACUGCGGUUCAUACAACCUUAAAUAUUUGCAUGAAAUUUUUAAUCUAUCUGACGCAUCGAAUUCAUUGAAUUUGUUCGCAGACGUGUUGGUACUGAACGACAUAAUAGAACAGGCCGGACGACAGACCAGAACUCCGGAGCAAGGAGCCGACGAUGAAGAGGGUCCAACGUUCAAGGACAAGUUGUUGGCCGCGGCGCUACGUUGCAUCGAUAUUUUCUGCGUGUGGGAUUGUUGCUGGUUGUGGCUAGAAUUUCAAAAGUACGUGUCCCUUUUGGUGUUCGAUCCAUUCGUAGAGUUGUUCAUCACCCUUUGUAUCGUCGUCAACACACUAUUCAUGGCGCUCGACCAUCACGACAUGGACAAGGACAUGGAGAGGGUGCUCAAGACAGGAAACUACUUCUUCACGGCGACAUUCGGUAUCGAGGCAACGCUAAAAUUGAUAGCUAUGAGUCCGAAAUAUUACUUUCAAGAGGGAUGGAAUAUCUUCGACUUCAUCAUCGUCGCUCUCUCGCUUCUGGAAUUAGGAUUAGAAGGUGUCCAAGGUCUCUCCGUACUGCGAUCAUUCAGAUUGUUGAGAGUGUUCAAGCUGGCGAAAUCGUGGCCGACGCUGAAUCUGCUGAUCUCGAUCAUGGGCAGGACGGUGGGCGCGCUGGGUAACUUGACCUUCGUGCUCUGCAUAAUUAUCUUCAUCUUCGCGGUGAUGGGUAUGCAGUUAUUCGGCAAGAACUACACCGACAACGUCGACCGUUUCCCGGACGGCGAUCUACCAAGAUGGAACUUCACCGACUUCAUGCACUCGUUCAUGAUUGUAUUCCGUGUGCUGUGCGGCGAAUGGAUCGAGUCCAUGUGGGACUGUAUGCUCGUCGGCGACGUAUCCUGCAUUCCGUUCUUUCUGGCGACCGUCGUGAUUGGUAAUUUAGUCGUGCUGAACCUCUUCUUGGCUUUGUUGCUGAGCAACUUCGGCUCGUCGAAUCUGUCGGCGCCGACAGCGGACAACGAUACGAACAAGAUCGCGGAGGCGAUCGAUCGAAUAGCGCGAUUCAUUAAGUGGGUCAAGCGAAAUUUCCUAUAUAUUGCUAAAAUGAUGCGAGCCAGACUCACCAAUCAGAUAUCCGCUCAGGCGCCAGGUGAGGGACCGUCCAACAGUUGGAAAGAAGAUGGAAUUGAUCGCGAUGGGGACAAAGAUCUUGCAGAUGGCGAGCUGGAUGCGUACAGAGACAAAAAGAGUGCCAAGGAACUGAACCAACUGGAAGUUGCUAUAGGGGACGGAAUGGAAUUCACCAUUCAUGGAGACUUAAAGAACAAAUUGAAGAAGGGAAAAAUGUGCUUGAACAACAGCAAAGUGAUCGCCAACUCGAUUAAUCAUCGUGACUACAAGCUCGACAACGAUUAUAUUAAUAACGAGGACGAUACCAUUAGUAAUAAAUCAUACGGUAGCCAUAAGCAUAGGGCGUUCAAGGACGAAAGUCACAAGGGCAGCAUGGACUCGUUGGACGGCGAGGAGAAGAAAGACGCGAGCAAAGAGGAUUUGGAGCAAGAAGAAGAUCUGGGAGAGGGCGGCGAGGAGCGGGAGAGCGACUUGGGCGACGGGAUCAUCCAGGCGGACGAGGAUCCGAUCGAGUCCGACUAUCCGGCCGAUUGCUGUCCGGAAAAUUGUUACAAGAAGUUCCCGUUCUUGGCUGGCGACGACGACGCUCCGUUCUGGCAGGGUUGGGCGAACUUGAGACUGAAGACCUUCCAACUAAUUGAGAACAAGUAUUUUGAGACUGCCGUCAUUAUGAUGAUCCUUUUGAGUAGUAUGGCUCUCCUCUCACUGAUCAACUUGGGCGCGAUCUGGGCCGGCGCCGCCGACAUCCCGGCCUUCCGUUCCAUGAGAACACUGAGGGCCUUGAGGCCUUUACGAGCCGUUUCACGAUGGGAGGGCAUGAGAGUAGUCGUCAACGCUUUGGUUCAAGCCAUUCCAUCCAUUUUCAACGUGUUACUAGUGUGUCUUAUCUUCUGGUUGAUCUUCGCCAUUAUGGGUGUACAGCUUUUUGCCGGGAAAUAUUUCAAGUGCGUAGACGCGAACAAAACCACGAUGAGCCACGAGAUAAUCGCCGAUCGAAACGCCUGCAUCACCGAAAACUACACCUGGGAGAACUCGCCGAUGAACUUUGACCACGUAGGGAAGGCGUACCUUUGCCUGUUCCAAGUGGCCACGUUCAAAGGAUGGAUUCAGAUAAUGAACGACGCGAUCGACUCGAGGGAGGUGAGUGUCUGCCUAAUUGCAAGCUCGUUCAGCUUCCGUCUGUUCGACGAAUCUGACACGAAAUCUGACAUGAUUAAUUGGACCGUUUAUUUUGAAAAUGGUCUAAGUCCAUUUUUGAGAAAAAUGAGAUAUCACGUAAUUCAUAUUGUCUGUGUUCGCUUGGGACGUGCACAGGAUAACGAAAUUUGUAUACGCUUUGUGUCUAUUUUUCAGUGGAGGCCGCAGGCGAUAGUAUUCGAAAUAGUGACGGACAAAAAGUUCGAUAUGAUAAUCAUGUUGUUCAUCGGGCUGAACAUGCUCACGAUGACGUUGGACCAUUAUCAACAGACCCAGACGUUUAGCGACGUGUUGGACUAUCUGAACAUGAUAUUCAUUGUGAUAUUCACCAGCGAGUGUCUCAUGAAGAUCUUCGCCCUGCGUUACCACUAUUUCAAGGAGCCAUGGAACCUCUUUGAUUUUGUUGUUGUUAUAUUGUCAAUAUUAGGUCUGGUGCUCAGCGACAUCAUCGAAAAGUACUUCGUAUCACCGACGUUGCUUCGCGUGGUAAGGGUGGCAAAAGUCGGUCGUGUACUUCGACUCGUGAAAGGUGCCAAGGGUAUCCGAACGCUCCUGUUUGCCCUGGCGAUGUCGUUACCGGCCCUGUUCAACAUUUGCCUGUUACUGUUUUUGGUGAUGUUCAUCUUCGCGAUAUUCGGCAUGUCGUUCUUUAUGCACGUGAAAGACAAAAGCGGACUGGACGACGUGUACAAUUUCAAGACGUUUGGCCAGUCGAUGAUACUGCUGUUUCAG
This is a messenger RNA of Ceratina calcarata, 3464 nucleotides long. Its product is annotated as sodium channel protein para-like. The transcript is spliced from 15 exons. The annotation marks the transcript as partial. Gene Ontology annotation, cellular component: plasma membrane; voltage-gated sodium channel complex. The record is from RefSeq and is a predicted model, not a curated record. Gene Ontology annotation, molecular function: voltage-gated sodium channel activity. NCBI's taxonomy places the organism in Eukaryota, Metazoa, Arthropoda, Insecta, Hymenoptera, Apidae. Gene Ontology annotation, biological process: sodium ion transmembrane transport; neuronal action potential; membrane depolarization during action potential.